Lachancea sp. 'fantastica' is the source of this 1074-nucleotide messenger RNA. Lineage: Eukaryota; Fungi; Ascomycota; Saccharomycetes; Saccharomycetales; Saccharomycetaceae. The record is from the annotation of a GenBank genome assembly.
AUGGCAGUCUACGAGUGCAGCAACACGCUACGCGAUUUCCUGCGUGAACUACCUAAAUGUGAACACCAUGUACACCUGGAAGGUACACUGGAGCCCGAUCUCUUGUACCCACUGGCCCGCAGAAACAACGUCAAACUCCCAGAACAAUUCCCAAAAUCGGUUGCAGAACUAGAGGAAAGAUACCAGCAAUUCAAAGAUUUACAAGAUUUCUUGGAUUUCUACUACAUUGGAUGUGAAGUUCUAUUGAAAGAAGAAGAUUUUUUCGAUCUGGCUUGGGCGUACUUCAAACGCUCGCAUUCGCAAGGUCUAAAGCACGCCGAGGUUUUCUUCGACCCACAAAGUCACACAUCGCGUGGCAUAAGCAUCGAAACGGUGGUCAAGGGCUUCCAAAAAGCGUGCAUCAAAGCGCAACAGGAACUUCACAUUUCGUCCAAGCUAAUCAUGUGUCUACUGCGUCACUUGCCCGUCGAAGAGUGCAAGGCUACGUUGGAAAGCGCACGCGUUUUAUUCGAAACUCAGCAACUGCACGGAUUGGGUCUCGAUUCCGCAGAAAAACCGUUCCCUCCAGAACUUUUCACCGAGUGCUACGAAACCGCUCGCAGCUUCCACCCUGAUAUCAAGCUCACAGCACACGCCGGAGAAGAAGGUGCUGCCUCCUACGUCUCAAACUCGCUAGAUUUGUUGAAAGUGUCGCGAAUCGAUCAUGGCGUAAGAUCCAAGGAUGAUCCAGAAGUCAUGGCCCGUUUGGCCCGCGAGCAAAUCAUGUGCACCGUGUGUCCGCUAUCCAGUGUCAAAUUGCAAGUGUGUCAAGAUGUACGCGAGCUGCCAUUGACAGAAUUUUUGGACGCAGGAAUUCCCUUCUCUAUAAAUUCAGAUGAUCCUGCGUAUUUUGGUGGCUACAUCCUUGACAACUACGUGGCCGUGCAGACUCGAUUCAACUGGAGUCUCGAAACUUGGGCUAAAGUGGUCCAGCAAUCUGUGAAGGGCUCCUGGUGUGAAGAGAAGCGGAAAGACGAGCUUUUGCUCGAGCUCGCUGCUGUCAUGUCGAAAUACAAGGCCAUUCUCGAGAAUUAA